AUGCCAGACUGUCGCCGUCCGUUCUCCCCGGGACCGCAGGGCGGCGCCGCGCGGAAGAGGAAGGCCAUGGAGGACUCUGAGGAUGAAGCCGAGCCGGCCGCAGGCCCCCGCAAGGCACCCGCGCUCGAGGACUCCGACGGCGAGCACCCCACGGGCCGGCGCGCGGCCAAGAAGCGCGCCGCGGACUCGGACUCGGACGACGAUGACGACGAAUAUGAUUCCGAGGACUCCGAGCUGCGCGGACUGCCCGAGCUGGAGCGCGAGCGCCUCAUCGCUGAGCGCGCGGAGGCGCGGCUGGAGAAGGAGCGCACGGCGCGGCUGCUGGCGCUCGCGGCGAAGGGCGACAAGGACCGCGGCGCCAAGGGGGCGAAGAAGGGGCGCGGGCGCAGGAGGGGGUCCGACGACGACGACGACGACGACGACUUCGACGACGAGGACGACGAGGAGCGGACCGCGAAGCCGCGGCGCGCGGCGGCGCGCAGGACGGCGGGGAACAAGGAGACGGAGGCGAUGCGGGCGCUCCAGCGGCAGCGGCAGCGCAACUUGCAGCGCAAGGCCGACCGGCUGCGCGACCUGCAGGACGACGACGACGACGCGGGGGGCGAGGACGAGGCGGGGCGCGACGACGACAGCGAGUCCGCGGACGUCGUGUCGGAGCGCGACGACGACGACGCGGGCCACGAGGACGCGGACUACAAGGAGGCGGCGCAGAUCUGCUUGCCGCGGUUCAAGCUGCUGGAGUGGUACGACCAGCCGCACUUCGCGGACGUGGUGCGCGGGUGCCUGGUGCGCGUGCUGGUGAGCGACGGGCUGCGCGGGGACGCGGCGGCGGCGGGCGCGGUGUACCGGGUGGUGGAGGUGCUGGAGGUGGUGUCGCUGACGAACAAGGUGGCGACGCCGUUCGGGGCGGUGAAGUCGCCGUACGAGUGGCGGCUGUCGGAGAACAACAAGAUGACGUCGGACCGGUUCCUGUACGUAAAGUUCGGGAAGCACAAGGCCCAUCUGCCGCUCUACAAGGCCUCCAACUCCCCGAUGACGGAGGCGGAGUACAACCUGUUCUGCGACACGAUCGCGAAAGAGGAGGGCAAGGAGGGGCUCCUCACUCUGCGGCGCGUCUCCGAGGCGCGCGAGCGCAUCGCGCAGGCCAACGCUUUCGUGUGGCGCGCGGAGGACAUCGCCGAGAUGAUCGCGAAGCGCAAGGCGGAGAAGGCCAAGUCGCAGGACAAGGCGCAGUGGACGUUCGGGGAGCUCGUGGCCGAGAAGGCGCGCGUGGAGUCGGAGAUGGUCGUCGCGGUCGACCGCGACGACAAGCCCAAGGCGGAGAAGCUGCGCGGGCAACUGGCGGAGCUGGACCAGCUGAUGCGGAAGAAGGGCGGGGCGAUGAUGCUGCAGCCGGUGGUGGUGAAGCGGGCGCAGGACGCGAGGCGGCCGCGUGCGCGUGCGAGGGAGGGGGCGGCGCAGGACGAGAACGGUGCGCGGGAGGCACGGAGGGCGCCGGAGCUGCCGCUGGUGAAGAGCGUGGAGGACGCGCUGGCGGCGGUGGACAUGGGCGCGGUGGCGGCGCCGCCGCGGCGCGCGGGGCCGAGGCUGGCGGCGGGGUGGGCGCAGCGGAUGUGGUCGGCGCAGUUUGACAAGCCGGGGAUCAAGAAACACCACAUCCGGGACUUCAUGAGGUGA
This is a messenger RNA of Pedinophyceae sp. YPF-701, 1677 nucleotides long. NCBI's taxonomy places the organism in Eukaryota, Viridiplantae, Chlorophyta, Pedinophyceae. The record is from the annotation of a GenBank genome assembly.